CCCUUGAGAAAGUCGGAAGACUCACAACAAAAUCAGUAGCGAGCCUUCAAUGGAACAUCAAGAGGAGAGAAGUUUUGCCAACUUCUCCGCCAUGCUGUACACUCUGGCUGGAGGAGGCACACUCUGCGGCGUGGCUGCCCUGGUGCUCUUAAUCGUCUCCACAGCUACCGACUUCUGGAUGCAGUAUCGUUACUCGGGUAGCUCAGCCAAUCAAGGCCUUUGGAGGUUUUGCAUCAACCACAAAUGUCAUGCUCACACCAUCACUGUAGCCUUCUGGGAUGCGACUCGGGCCUUCAUGCUGCUGGCUGUGCUCAGCUGCUUUGCUGGCGUGGUGCUCGGCCUGAGUGCUUUCACCAAUGGGACCAAGAACAAGAGGGUGCGCAUGGGGGGCAUUGCCCUAGUCUUUUCAGGUUUUCUUGCUCUCUUGGCUCUCUCCAUCUACACGGGAGUGACAGUCACUUUCUUUGGGAAACGCUUCUUGGACUGGCGAUUUUCAUGGUCCUACAUCAUCGCCUGGGUGGCCAUAAUCCUGGCUUUUGCAGCAGGUGUGUUUCAGCUCUGUGCUUACCAGCGAACAACCGCAGAACCUUCGCCCCCAAAUGUCUCUGACAGUUGAACCACAACACACUGCGGCAACGCAACUGAUGCUUGUCAGUAGUUAGAAUAAAGAGAAAUCAUACACGUCCUGUGUGCCUUCUCUGCUAUAGAAAAAUAAAAUACAG
Messenger RNA from Phycodurus eques (leafy seadragon), 722 nucleotides. It is a transcript of the gene lim2.2, whose product is annotated as lens intrinsic membrane protein 2.2. Gene Ontology annotation, cellular component: plasma membrane. NCBI's taxonomy places the organism in Eukaryota, Metazoa, Chordata, Actinopteri, Syngnathiformes, Syngnathidae. Gene Ontology annotation, molecular function: structural constituent of eye lens. The transcript is spliced from 5 exons. The record is from RefSeq and is a predicted model, not a curated record. Bases 50 to 616 code for a protein of 188 amino acids.